AUGGGAAUCGAUGAGAAUGCAGUUGUCUGCAUGGAUGGAGAUGGUUUCAAAAUUCGUAGUGGAUCAUUAUUAAUUGAUGUAUAUUCAGACAUCGAUACAUCAAUUGCUUGUGAUUCAUGUGAUAUGUGGUAUCAAGUUUUUUGUUUGAGAAUUGAUCCUAAAGGCAGAUGUGUUGGCUCUUGGUUGUGCCCAAGAGUCUCAGUAUAUGUUGCUGAUGAUGGUGAGACGGCUGUAGUCGUAUCUUUAUUUGAUGAAAAUCAAGAAUGUGUUGCAUUGGUUGGGCGACGUUCAACUUUCGUGUUUGACUGGAGAAAACGACGGGGGUUUUCUACCAUGGAUUCGACACCACACGCCGGCCACAGGAGCGCAUCGGCUUCGAGGGCGAAACCUUCCAAACAGAGAGAGAAUGGUCAAAGAUGCCCAGAACGUCAGAGUCCUUAUCACUACAAACUUUUACGCGACUUGUUCACGAAGCCAUCACCGGGCUCUGGUCGCCUCGGCAGAACCCUCUGGCCGAACUGCCCAGGUGCCGAGGCGUCCAGCCGCCUAGGUGCCGAGGUGCCCAGCUGCCUAAGUGGCGAGGUGUCCAGCUGCCUAAGUGAUCCCGCCUACCUAGCACGUGACUCCUUGGUAUGCCGCCUAGCCAGUCUUCCCAUCAUAACGAUGACGACCGCCUCAGACCGGUCUGAGGCGAACCCCUACUAA
Molecule: messenger RNA, 705 nt
Organism: Striga asiatica
Lineage: Eukaryota; Viridiplantae; Streptophyta; Magnoliopsida; Lamiales; Orobanchaceae
Source: the annotation of a GenBank genome assembly